AUGGAUCACCACCAAAAAACCACCCAAGCCAGCCAGGGUGAUGCGGUUGAGUCGACGGUUACUGCCAACUCGACCACCCCAGUCAACGCCACCACGACUGAGACUGUGACCGCGAAUACAACAACCUUGCCAGCCGUGGAGAACGUACCGCCCAUAACUGCUGAAACGCAACCGCCGCGAUAUGAAGAACACAAAGAGAUAGUGCCAGCACCAGCACCAGCGGUCGCACCCAACACGAUAAACGGACCCCCAACGGAGAAGACCGCAUGGCAAGCCGCCACCCAAGCUCCAGCUCCCCCGGCGGGACAAGGUCUCGUCGCCCGGACUGCAGUCGAGCUCAGCACACUCGAUGAAGAGCCCCGUCUGAUCAACUGUCCUUUCUGCUACCAACAGACAAUGACAAGGGUCAACAAGGAAAGCACCGGCUCCACAGGAAUGGCUGCUGUCGCCUGCUGUCUGUUUGGUGGUAUUUGCUGUGCCUUCAUCCCAUACUGCUUCGAGAUGUGCCACGACUCCCACCACUUCUGCACAAAUUGUGGCCAGCAGGUGGCGAUGCGACCACACGAUGGACCGGUGCAGGUGUAUUCGCCCCAAGCCCCUGUGGUCAGUGCGCCCGGACACGUUCAGGCACCAAAGGUGGCCGCUGUGGCCCAUGAUACUAGCGGCAAGAACUAA
This is a messenger RNA of Penicillium argentinense, 675 nucleotides long. RefSeq names its product LITAF-like zinc ribbon domain-containing protein. NCBI's taxonomy places the organism in Eukaryota, Fungi, Ascomycota, Eurotiomycetes, Eurotiales, Aspergillaceae. The record is from RefSeq and is a predicted model, not a curated record. The transcript is spliced from 3 exons. The coding region runs from base 1 to 675 and encodes 224 amino acids. Gene Ontology annotation, molecular function: zinc ion binding.